GUGUUGGAGGCGGUGGUAUUUAUAUAUAGGAAAACGAUCUGUCCAUAUGAUCUCACGACCCUACAAUGCAGCCCCAGGCCCCCCAACAAUUUCUGCCGUGGGAGUCCCAUACUUUGUGUGAGGACAGGACAUGUUCAGAUGGAAAAAUGAAGUGAGUGGGGGCAGACUGAGCUCUAAUCGUGCCCCUGAGCCAGUGGAAGACAAUGCUAGCAGCGACUACAAAGGGAAAUGUAGGAAAUCAAAGCACGUGUCAGCCCCCCUUGUUCAGAAGCACUGGCGGUCAAUGUCACUUAAAACGCUCCCAGGGUGACGUGUGAAUCCCAUUGAGGAAAAGAAGAAUUUCCCAUCUGCAUCGCCUUCAUUUCUGGGGAGUAGAGGCCGGGACCGCUACUGCGCUCAGCCGGUGCCACUCAGACUGACAGUUUGGCGCCUGGCAGUCACAAGCAGCAGUAGCAGUAGCAGCAGCCAUGCAACAAGCAGUGCCAGCGCGCAGGGAGAGCCCAGUCUGGCGGCUAAAGGAAGCGGCACGGCCGAAACCUGGGUACGUGGAGAUUGCCAUACAGGCUGAGAAGAGAGUGAGCGCAGCAACGCCGAAAGUGUCGCAGUCGCUGACCGACCCUGUGCCUGGAGACGGGACCGACAGUAAGCAAGUCGAUGGGAGUAAUCGGGAGGAGAGCAGCCAUGGAGAUCGCCCACGUAGCCAAACACCUGUCCAGCUCCCAGAUGUUGGAGAACAUGAGGAGCAGGCAGAGUACAGCUUGUCUUACCCCUCUUCCCUGGCCGGCACCAGUAACCCCUCGUCGCCAGUCUGCGCCCCCCAAAUCGCCUGUGCCAACGACGAAGCGCACUACAUUACUACCCACGAGAUCCAGCUGUGCGAGGCCGACCAGGAGCCCGACUACCCAGAUUUUGGCUUGGCCCCCUCCUCCGCGUGGAGUCAAGCGGUCGAUAGCGCCCCCUGCGCCUUCCUGGAGUACGCGUCGUUUGACAGCCAAGGGGGCAGCCCGACAGACGAGGACUAUUAUAUGAGCACCACCACCAGCGACCCCAACCCCACGGACAGUGUGUGCAGCGCCGAGCUGAUCAGCAGCAGCAGCCAGUCCGACAGCGACACCUCCCCGAGCAUCUGCAGCAGCACCUUAGACAACAAAGCGCUGAACACUGGGGAGGCUGCUCGCUCCAAAGCCGGGAUCCUCCUAUCAAUCAGAAGUGCAUCCAACACUAUAAAUGAGGGGGGCAAUGUGCAAGGACAGACAAACACCGCCCCUGCCGGCGCCAAGCAUGACACAGACAUGAGCUACUGCGUGUCCUCAGCCCCGGACUGCAAGUCCGCUUUCCGGCAGCUCCAUCAUCAGUUCCCGGCUUUACCCCAGGCGGCCGAUGCGCACCGAUUUGUGGCUGUUCCUGCCCGACUACAGGCUCGUAGCGGCGUCCAUGCUGACAUCUCCAGCGGAGCUUCCAGCGCUGUCAGCGAGUUGGACGAUGCGGACAAGGAGGUGCGAAACCUGACCGCCCGAGCAUUCCGCAGCCUGGCUUAUCCCUACUUCGAGGCGAUUAACUUCAGCUCCAGCGAAUCCACCACCUCCUUGUCCGACCAGAACAUCGGCAUCAACAGCUGGUCCACUUACUUGGACUUCAAGGGGGGCGCUGUAUUGUCCCAGAAGGCAGAGAAGAGCAUCCACCAGCACUCGGCUACUUCUGCCUCCAGCUUCGGCCUCAGCAAAUUCAACAAGAAUGCGCCCAAGGAGCAAGUGUUCGUGCAGGCGAAUAAAUCGCACACCAAGGCGUUUGAGCUGGUGCUCAGCGAGUUGGAGACCAAGGGGGCGAGCGGGGGCAGUGGCUCAUCUCAGCGCAUUCAGUCUGGAUCCAGGGUCGUGACUCUCACUGAGACUCUAAACUUCAGCAGCAACGUGACCACGACGGCUUCUGGGAGUGACAGAGCCAACAAGCCCCCUGAACAGGCUCCAGCCUCAGCUCAAGCGGAUGGGGUUACAGAGUCGCUGCCAAGAGAGCCGGCUGAGCAGGAGGGGAGCAGACAGUCGCACAGUGCUGCAGCAGAAACCAUGGACGGAACGCACAAAUCCAAGUUUGCUUCCAGCCUUCUUAAAAAUGUCAUCUCAAAGAAGAUGCAGCUGGAACAGGAGUUUAAAAUGGAAAGAGGCGAGAUCACUGACACUUCUUAUAAAGGAGUCUGUACUCCCUCCAAAGAGACAGAAGGAGCCCGAGAGAAGGGGAUCCAGAGGCAGAACUCCAGGUUUUCCGAAGCCAGUUCAGAUUUUACCUUGGUCAGCAGCGAAGAACUUGGAGAGUUUUUUGAUUCAAAGUCAGUGACCCCCAAAGACUUGACACCUGCAGAGGGCAAUGUAGCCAAGCAGCUGUCCUCGAUAGACCAUCAGAGGGAAGAAGAGUCGAAGAAAAGUGCCUCAGAAGCGAUGAAAGGCAUGCUCCUCCGCAGCCAAAACAGUGCCUUCAGGUCCUGGAAGGAGAAGGAGAUAGAAAAGAUGGAAAAGAAAAUAGAAGAGAAAGUGGCCAAAGCUCGGAGGAUCAAGAUCCCGUUGGAGAGGGACUGGAGGGCAGAUUUAGGGGAGCUGCCGGGCAGUCAAUCCACUAAAAUGUCCCGCUUGUAUGUGCCAGGCAUCCAGCACACCCCCAAACAGAAUCAGGCAGAGAAGCAAGCUACCAAGUACUCAGUAUCUACCUAUGCCCACCAGAGUUGCUUCAGUCGCAACGAGCAUGAUUUUAAGACGGAGAAAUUGGAGGUGCUGGAGGCGGCUGUUUGUAGGAUGACCCCCAUGCUAACCCCCAAACCCCAGGAGAUUAAACUCAACCUACCACUGUCUGGUGACAACAAGGAGAACCCAUUCAGUAUUGCCAAACUGCUGACUCCAAACCUCGCAUCCACUGCUGCCAAUCUGUCCAAAGCAGCGGAGGAGCUGAAGAGUCAGGUGGCCCCCUGCAGGACUGAGGUGCUGGAGAAGAUGCCCCAGUUCCUGGUGAGGGACGUCAGGGAGAACAAGCCCAAGAGUCAGGGAGCCAUUCACCAGGUCAGAGAUGUCAGAAAGCUGCUUAAGAGCUCCUAUCACCAUGACACUGGGGAGGGCAAUGACAAGGGCAACGGGAUGUCAGGGCACAGCACCCCCGACCCCAAGGCCAAGCUAUCGGUGGCCUCCAAGGUGUCCUCCUCUCUGUCCCCCAUAGUGAUCACCUGCCAGGCCAUGAACAAUAAAGAAAAUGGGGAAGACUCAGCAGACACAAGGGAGGGUGACAAAGCGCUAUCAUCUGCAGACACCAUUUUGGUACACCGGGCAUCAGGCAGGCUCCCUGUGGCCACUAUAGCUCCCAACAAGACUGGUCCCAGGAUGCCUGUAGUGAAGAUUGUCUCCAAGGCAUCCAAGUGGAAGCAGGAGAAGCCUCGAGAGCAGCCAGAAGUGAAAGUCGAGCCACAAACGCCCAAAUCCCGUGCAGCCAUAGAUAAGCUGACUGCAGCAGUGAAGACAAUGGAGCAGCUGUAUGUGUUUGAUAAAAAAGAGUGGAAGCGCAAAGACCAACCAGAGCCUCUCACCGGCAGCCACGUCUUGUCGCUCCUCAGUUGCGAGGAGCCGGAGGUUAAGUCAGAGUCUCAGACAGUGGAUGACAAGCCUGUGGCACCCGAGGAGACUAAGAAGGCAGUACCUCGGCCGUUUGGCCGUGCACCCGAGCCCCUAGUCCGCAGAAACUCCUAUCCCAGCUCAGGCAAGAGCCCUUCUAAGCCCCCGGCGGCAGAGACCAAGGCCCCAAUUAAAACCUUCCAAGUAUCCAAGAUUGGGGAACCCAAAAGUGUGGAGCAGCAGAAAAGCCCAGAUACCGGGAUUGCAGGCAACAAUCGCAGCGUUUUUACAGUUAGUGCCGCAAAAAGACAACAGAGCCUAGAGUCAGCGCUAAACAGCAGGAACGCCCGUCCACAGCCUCCCACUUCCCUGAGAAUCCAGCCUCGCUCCUUACAAGAGGCCUGGAAGAAAGCGGAACCAGAGCCGACUGUUGCCCCACAGCCUCCGCAACCUCGCAAGGCCAGUACAGACUUUGAGAACUACCUCACAAUCCCAGUCAAAGCAGCAAGUGAAGCUGCUGUGGGAAAGCCACCAGUUGCAGCCAUUGUCCGCGACACUUCAACAUCCUCCAGAGAGAAUGCAGCAACUCACAGCCGCGAUCCAGCCUCCAUGUGCAGCCUGCCUCCCUUUAGUGCCAAGAGCCAUCCUGCCAGUCCCAAGAGUCCAAUGAAAACAGUCAGUGACUGGCGCAGCAAGGUCAAAGAGGGGGUCCAGCCCAACAGAACACAUUCUACAGGAGUAGAGCCUCAGUCCCCAGACUCUAUCCCUUUAGCCACUAUCUACCAUCAUGCCAUUCCACCUGUGCCAGUGGCCAUGCCCAGUUCUCAAGCCCCUGUGUUUUAUUCACCACCCUUACCUGCAGCCACCCCAGUUGAGAUCUACCCCCAGCAGACCCAACGCAAAAUGCUGGUGGAUUUAGCCACAGGGCAAUAUUACCUUGUGGAUACCCCUGUGCAGCCAGUUAAAAAGAGACUCUUUGAUCCUGAAACUGGACAGUAUGUGGAAGUCCCGGUGCCAGCACCCCCUGCCACUCCUGUGCCUGUCCACAUGCCACCCCUAGCUCUCAGUCCUGGUGCAUAUGGAGCUGCUUAUAUGUUUUACCCUGGGUUUUUACCCACUGCAACAACUGCUAUGCUACCUGCCACCCCUCUUCAGAGUCAGUUCUCUCACCAGGGUAGUGAGCACAGCUUUGAGGUGCUGGGUGUGGAGACUGCCCAGUCAGGGGAGCUGAACAUGAAUGAAUGCCCCUAUUACCUGGCCACUGGGUCUGCAGCAGCUAAUGCAGUAACUGGACAAGCAGCGAAUAUCAGAAGGGGCUCCCUAGGCUGCCCAGAGAGCAAACAGGUCAUCAGCAUCUUGUCUCAGCCAGGACCCCGGAUUGUGGCCCCUCCAUCUUUCGAUGGCACCACUAUGAGAUUUGUUGUGGAACACAGAUGAAAGCCAAGAAAUUAUUUCUUCUGUGUCGAUGACUAGACAAGUUUUUGUGAAGCACAAGAAGUCGUGAAACUCACACUAAGCUUGAAAUGCAUGGCAGAUGCCUCCUAGUGAAUACUAGUACAUGUCCUUGGUGUGGCCCAAAACACACAGCAGAAAAGUCAACAAAUUCAGCACUUGGACAGCCAUAUGUGUGUGUGAGUUUGGGUUCAUAGAGAUUAGUAUAUUUGACUAAUAUAUGUUACAGCCUUCACAGGCAUGUACUUUUUGUAUUUCUCUUUGCCUCGACUUACUGAAAGUCAAGUGGGAAUAUUGCAAGAAGAAAAACAGUUCUAUGAAUCUUUAUUAGGAAUAUUUGCCUACAAUGGUGUAGGUGCUUUUCACAUGCUGCUUUAGAGUUUGUGAGAAUUUAAACAAGUGACGUAGGUUUGUAUUAGCUUUGGCUGUUCUGGAAGACAGAGACUACAGAGACCUCUUUCUAAGAUAUAAGUAUCUCAGCACAACUUUUGCUGCUAUUUCAAAUAUUAAUUGUAGGCCUUAAUUAUGAUAAUUGUAUAUGGAUUCUCUGCCUUAAUGACACACGUGCCUUUGCAUGCUAAAUAUUCGGGCUCUGUCAUGCUCAAUCUUGCAUAAAAAAAACAAUUGUGUGCAUUUUUGGGUUGUUGAAGACUCACAUUUUAACAUUUACAUUUGUAUGCAAUGAGCAUGGCAGUCAGGUAUUACUUAAAGUGACAAAGUCUCAAGAUAUAUAUUUCUAGAAAUAUAAGUGCCUUAUAAUGUUACAAAAUGCAUAUGUUUGCUAAGUAGUUUGCAGAAGCAGUUGUAUUUAAGUUUUUUUUUUAUUGUUAAUCGAUUUAAGAAAAUAUUAUUUUGUUAGUUACUUCAAGCACUUUGGUUGGUGACUGUCAUUCAGAUAAGAUCCUGUGGAGAAAUCUGCUAAAGAAAUGAAAAUGUAGACUGGUGAUGUCUGUGUAGCCCCCUUACAGAGCUGUUUGUAGGAACAUGAUAUACCUAGCGCAUGCAAUGCAUUUUAGAGGUAUUUAUGUUCCAGCAGGUUUGUCUAACUCAGUAAAGGACUGACAUUUUCAGCCAUCAUCAAGCUUAAGCUGAAUUUUACAAAAGCCUACUUUAUUUACAAAUGGCGAUAACCCUGACUUAAUUGUAAGCGCAAUUUAUUUUGCAAUGUUUAUCUGCUUAUUUGUGAUUCAUAUUUGUUCAAACUGACAUACUGCUCUGGAAGUAUAAAAAGUAUUGCUGAUAAAAAAGAAUGUUUGAUGUUACCAAGCAAUACCAUUAAAAUGAAGUACUACUCAGGAACCAUCAUUGUUAUAAUAGAAAUCGUAGAAUUUCUAAAGUUCAUGAUUUUUCAAUAUUUUCCCUUGGGAUAGUAAAUCUCUGAUUUCUUUUUAACCCACUGUUUGGUUCAUAUGUAAUAAAAGGUACAGAGAUUACCCAGGUGCAGUAAUGCAUAGCAAACAAUAAGAUGCUUGAUUUGAAACAGGUGAUCAAUAAAUGCUACCUGCUGAUUGGAAGCUCUAUUUGAAUAGACCUGUAGCAGACAUUGCACCUUUUAUUACAUAAUCCAUUUAAGCUCAAUGUGGUAAAGAAAAAUGCUCAUUUCAUACAGUCUCAGUUAAUGUGCAAUAAUGUUAAGGGUCACAAAACUGUGGACAUUAGAUGACUAUGCAUUAAGAUCUUGGUACUAGUCAAUGGUGAAAAGGUUCCCUGCCAGGCAAAUCUUGCUUCCCACUCUUGUACAUCAAGUACUGCUUGCCAGUGCAUUAUUCAAAAUACAUUUCUGCAUUGCAUAUUGAAGAUAAUUGAAAGCACUUGCUGCUACAAAGGAGGGAAUAGGUGUGAUUUGCUACAGUCUUUUUCACUCUGCACCAUGCCACCCUUUGCAAAUGAGCCCUAAAAGAAAAACCGUAAUACCUUUAGCUAGUUAGUAUCAAUGCAUAGGGGUGCUGUAUUAUUUUCCCCACAUAGCGUUCUGUAUCCUAAAUUAUGCCCCACUUCUAUCUCCCCAACUUACUCUCCCAACAUAUUUUUCAGUAUUAUAAGGUAUUAUAAAGUUACAUGGUUCUUUCUGAAAUUAUUUGACCCUGGUAUGAUUUCAGUCUGUAGCAAUACUAGCACAGUGCUUAACAUUAAUAAACAUUACUUUAGUAUGACCCCUUCCAUAUAACUCUU
This is a messenger RNA of Xenopus laevis (African clawed frog), 7211 nucleotides long. RefSeq lists its product as uncharacterized. Bases 468 to 5024 code for a protein of 1518 amino acids. NCBI's taxonomy places the organism in Eukaryota, Metazoa, Chordata, Amphibia, Anura, Pipidae. The record is from RefSeq and is a predicted model, not a curated record. The transcript is spliced from 2 exons.